Acanthopagrus latus (yellowfin seabream) is the source of this 1370-nucleotide messenger RNA. It is a transcript of the gene ccndx, whose product is annotated as cyclin Dx. Gene Ontology annotation, cellular component: cyclin-dependent protein kinase holoenzyme complex; cytoplasm; nucleus. Lineage: Eukaryota; Metazoa; Chordata; Actinopteri; Spariformes; Sparidae. Gene Ontology annotation, molecular function: cyclin-dependent protein serine/threonine kinase regulator activity. The record is from RefSeq and is a predicted model, not a curated record. Bases 1 to 996 code for a protein of 331 amino acids. Gene Ontology annotation, biological process: mitotic cell cycle phase transition; regulation of cyclin-dependent protein serine/threonine kinase activity; positive regulation of G1/S transition of mitotic cell cycle. The transcript is spliced from 5 exons.
AUGACUGUCAAAUACAAUCUGUAUCCUCCACUGCCUGUGCAGAUGGAUAUGUCAGUGUCUCUCUGGUGUGAGGAGGUGGAGGACGAGCAGAGUCAGAACCAGAGCCAGACUGAGCGCCAGGCCCUGAGUCAGGUCACGGCCUCGUCCCAGCUGCGAGCCGCCUGGGACCCCACGGUGUCCGGGCACCGUGUGAUCCAGAGGCUGCUCCACGUGGAGGAGAGGUACAUGCCCUCCAUGCUCUACAUCACCCUCAUCCAGCGGGACCCAGAGCGCAGGGAGGAGCUCGCCAAAUGGGCCCUGGAGGUGUGCUGUGAGUGCGGCUGCGACGAGACAGUGUUCCCCCUGUCUGUCUCCCUGUUGGAUAGGUUCCUGUCUGCCUCUCUGUCCAUACCCGUCUCGCCCUACUGUCUGGCCGCUGGCUGCAUCCUCAUCGCCUCCAAACUCACAGAGUGUGACAAUGUGACCGCCGACACUCUCUGUGCUGCGGCCGAAUACAGCUUUCAUCCCUCCAACCUGCGGGAAAUGGAGCGUGUCAUCCUUGCCACCCUCCGGUGGGACACAGCAGCAGUGACUCCGCAGGACUUCCUCCCACACUUCCUUGCCUGCGUGGAGGAGAGAGGAGAUGGCGACAGAAGCGACUCCGAGAGGGAGCCGCUCUCCACCCUGCGGCGGCACAGCGACACGCUGGCCGCCAUGUGUGCCUGCGACUCCCGCUUCCUGGGAGCACCACCAUCACUUGUUGCUGCAGCAUCACUGAACUGUGCCCUGCGAGGUCUGGGCAGCAAGAGCUCGACACAGCUGGCUGUCAUGGGUGAAGCACUGGCGGAGCUCUGCCAGACAGACCUGGCAGUGCUGCAGUGCUACAGUGAGAUGAUCGAAUACGGCCUCCGACAGCGGCUGAGGAUUGGGCUCCAGCAGGGCCCCAUGGAGAAGGACGAGGAGGUGGAGAGCGAAAGACCCGGCACACCCACUGACAUGAGAGAGAUUGAUUUCUAAACACGGAAUCCACUGUUGCAUUGAACGUGUGAAUCAAUCAGAACCUCUCAAGUACAUCAGUCAAACUGAUAUAAAUUGAUCGUGACCUCAAAAUGCUCUGACAUGUUUUUAUAUUUUGUGAAAUUAUUUUAUUGAGUGACUGUUAAUUUAUUUUUGACUUUAUUUAUUUGUGAACUAUUUUGCAAUGUGUUUUCCAUGUGCCAUAUUCUAUUAAUUUUAUUGUAGGCUUAGAUGUGAUUUUGAUUGCAUAUUUAUACCUUUAAUUUAUUAUUGCGUGCAAUUGUUGGCUCUUUUGCUGUUAAUUUAUUUCAAUUUACUUGAGUUUGCGUUUUUGUCCUGAAUUAAAUAUACAACAAAUCUAUUUUUCAAAGCAA